Molecule: messenger RNA, 570 nt
Organism: Adineta ricciae
Lineage: Eukaryota; Metazoa; Rotifera; Eurotatoria; Adinetida; Adinetidae
Source: the annotation of a GenBank genome assembly
AUGAAUGCGUACAAACAGCAUUUUCUUCGUAUGGCAAUCUACAAUCGAUGGGCUUACCGGCAGCUGUAUGAGAAAUUAGAUAAACAUAUAUCCGAUGAAGACUAUCGUACAGACAAUGGUCUUUUCUUUCGAUCGAUUCAUGGGACUUUAGUUCAUUUACUUCUAUCAAGUAAAGUUUGGUAUGCUCGUCACGUGAAUUCGCCAUAUGAAGAAAAGUAUCCGUUUCAGUUGAGUUCCUACUGGUCUCGACCAGCCCAUGAAUGGGAACAAGCUGUAACGGAUCGUAAAGAACUUCGUCAAAUGAUCUUCAUCGAAUGUGACCGGUGGAUAGAUUUUGUUAGACAAUUGGAUACUGAAGCGCUGAUGAAAGAAGACACAUUUACAUAUGUCGAUACAAAGGGCAAUCAACAUGAACGGGUUCGCGCAGAGGUACUCGAUCAUAUAUUUAAUCAUAAUACUCAUCACCGGGGACAAAUUACAGCAAUUAUUACAAAAUACGCAGGACAAGAUGGUUCACCGGUCCUCGAUCUCGUUGCAAUGCCGAAAGACGAAUUUACAACUGUGAACUAA